AUGGCUACUUUCAAUGAGUAUAUUUCGAGCAGCGAUAAUGAAAAUAAUUUUUCAUCGGUUCCAAAACAAGACCAACAAUCUUUCAAAUCAUCUUCACCUUCGACUCUUUCCAAAACGGCUGACAACAAUACCUCUACAUUGAGAACAAAAGCUACUGAAGCGCUGUACUCUAAUCAGCCUGUUGAUGAUUAUAAAGAACAUCCAGAAUUGGCACAGGACCCAUCAAGUACUCAAGGUGAUCGCCAUUUUUCACCAACAACAUGCGUCCAAAAUUGGAAGUGUCGUGAAUGUGGGUAUAUUAACGACGAGAAGAAUAUAUCGUGCGACACUUGCGACACAGAAAAACCAAUCUAUCCGUGUCUCGAAAUCCCUUACAGUAAUUCCGACGAAUAUGGAGAACUAUCAUCAUUUGGUGACCGCGAUUAUUCUUCUCAAGUAUCAGAAACAGUAUAUGAUCGGUCAGGUUUAAGCAGUCCUUCAUCAAUUCGACGGAAAACUUCCCGUUCGGAUCGAUCAUCGUCUUCGUCUGAUCAGGAAGCUCAAGAUUCAAUGCCAACGAGUACUACGAGAGAAAAACUACGAUCGUCUUCUGAUAAACAUUCAUACAAUCUGAACACUAAAGCUAAUGAGAAACCUCAUUCGGAGAAGACGUACGCAGUAUCAUCAAAUUCGAGUGCGCUAACGAGCGAUUUUAUUUAUCCAAAAUCACAUUCUACAUACGAAUUUGCACCAUCCGAAAACUUUGAACCUGUACGUGCACCAAUACCUACCACGCCAGGUCUCCCUGUGCAUACGCAAAGUACUUUCGUUCGGAAUUAUGUAUUAGACGAUAAAGCAUCGCCUAAGAAUGCACCAUUAUUCGUCUCUAGAUCCAACCUACAAGUCAAAAGUGACACCAAUUUAUAUCCUGAUAAAAGUCAAUUAUCAUCAUCAACAACAAGAGCACAUAGAGAUAAUAAUGCUCUAACAGCACAUACAAUGAUAUGUAAAACAUCAAAUUCAAGUAACCUUAACGUGGUAUACAUACCGGAUUUGCCCGUAAAUAUCCAUGAACCCAAAGUAUUGGAAGAUAUGCUUCGUAGUUGCUUGGAAGACCGACAUAAACAAAAAGUAGUAGACGUAGAGUGUAAUACUCUACUUGGUGUCGGUAUAGUUCAUUUACCUAGUAAAGAAGAAAAAGAUCAUUUAUUGAAUACAGUCAUAUAUGCGAUGAUUGAGCCAUCAUCUAAAGCGACAGUGUCAUUUGUCGAUAAGCUUGAUUUGGUAUCUUAUGUUGUUAUUUCAAACAAUGAGAACAAUGGCUAUCCAACAGGGGAAGAAAUUCAACGGCAAUGGAUGCAGGUUUAUAAACCGAAAUCGCCGCCAAAAUGUGAACAGCUCUCUGCUCUAUUCCCCAAUAUAUUUCGAGUAACUACACAUUCAUUGGAUGAAUUGAUCAGUGCGAUGUCUACGAGAGUACUUAUUAUUAAUAAUAAUUCAGCAAAUGUUUAUUUUCGAGCUGACUGUUGUUUCUAUGAAGAUUUACCAAGAGCAAUGAAUCAAGAAAAAUUAGUCCAAGCAGUACGUCAACAAAUAACUGACGAAUACAUGGCCGAAGAGUAUAUGCACAUUCAACGCCAUAAAACUGGUGGCAUUGCAGUCAUUAUUUCGUCAGGUAGAGCACGUAUCUGGUCGCUACGCGAGUUUAUCGAAUCAAAUGGCAAAAAAUUUAACAAGAAGAACAAUUUAGCAUGCCGUUUAAAGAUACCAAACGUACCGAGACGUUUAUCGAUAGAAUCCAUUCAAAAUCAUAAAGUUUUCGCCAAUUGUGUCGUUCAUGCUACACGUAAAAAUGAUGAUAUUGUUCUCGAACUCUCGGAUCGUAACGUAUUCGAUAAGUGUAUUGACCAAGCGGCCUUUUGUGUCCAUAAUCAUCCGUUAAGAAUUGAAGCCCACCAAGCAACAUCUAAACCAGAAGACAGUGAUAUCGACGAUGACACUUGGUAUGAGACUGAUAUGCGUGAUUAUACAAAAGCUAAUAUUAUGCAGUUUGUACCUAACCACGAACAUCCCAUAUUUCGAUACAAAUGGAAUUCCGAAGCAUUCUUGAAACAGUUCCGUCGUUGGACGUCGAAACAACACGACCGAUCGGUUGGACCAGAUCCAGUUAAAUAUGAAGACUUGUGUAAUCUUAAACGUCAUUUACUGCGAAUGACCGUUAUGUUGAAUACAAUUGGUGUUGUCACGCGAGGCUUCUAUCGUGUUGAAGAUAAGGAAAUUAAAUUAAUAUCAAAUCGACUCAAAACUGUAGUUUAUAAUCACAAAUCUAAACUACACCAUAAGAAGACAAUUCUAUGGUCUCAAGCAACAACAUUCCCAUGUCCACAGACAAUCGUCAAAGUUGUUCAGCGCGAUUGUUUGCUUGUAUACAAAGAACUAGUUAGUAAAGGUCUUCGACCCGUACUUUUAAACAUGGCUAACGCAUACAAUCCCGGGGGCGGCUAUAGACAAGGUGACGGAGCGCAGGAAGAAUCACUAUUCCGUCGGUCAAAUUAUUAUCAAAGUCUUGAUGCUGAAUUGGAUGGUGAUAAGCCGUCGGCGAGAUAUCGUUACGACUCAAAUGGCGCUUUAGAACAAUUAGCUCCAAGUGAUGCAUUGUAUCCCAUGGAUAAAUAUGGAGCAAUUUAUACAUCAGGUUUGACAGUUUUCCGUCAGCCGGAAGAAGUCGGCUACGGCUACAUGCCCAUUCCAAUGUAUGAUGUUUGUUCUAUUGCAAUGGCUGCUUAUCGUGAUCCAAAAAUAGAACACAAUCUCUUAGCAGCAAAAUAUUCUCUUGGUACACGGAAAAAAAUUGAGAACAUUUUUGCAAUUGCUCAUCAUAACAAACAUGAUAGUUUGGUUUUGUCUGCUUUUGGAUGUGGAGCAUUCCACAAUCCUCCUGGUCAUAUAGCUACAAUCUUCAAAUCGGUUAUCGAGCAGUAUGCAGGAUAUUUCAAAUGUAUUUAUUUUGCUAUUAUUGAUGAUCAUAAUGCGGGAUCAUCUUUGAAUCCACAAGGAAACUAUUCACCUUUUCAAACGAUUUUCAAUGACGCAAAGUUCGAACCCAAGAAAAAUUUUAUGACGGGUAUGAUGAUUGGACCAUGGAGAAUUAUAAAUGAAAUAACAACGACUACUAAAUCAGAAGUAACACUAGAUGAUGUGGAAAUAUGUCAAUCAAAGCUUUGCCAUUUCGGUGGCGGAUGUAAAGAGCUCACAAACACGCAACAUUGUCAGGAAUAUUCUCAUCCAGCUCUGUGUCCAUAUACAAAUAAUGAAACGUCGUGCAAAGAAAAUCAAGAUGCUCAACAUAGAAUUUUGUAUCAACAUCGGCGACUAUGUUCAGAGGGUGGUGAAUGUAAAUUAGUCGAUGAUGAUCAAACGCAUCGCAAUAAGUAUGAACAUCCAGUUUUUUGUCGUGAUGGUGGCGCAUGUGAAAAUCUGGAUCGUGAUCAUCUAAAAUCAUAUCGGCAUGUUCCUUUCUGCAAAGAUCGUCUUGAAUGUUUGGAUUAUAUUCUUAAAUCAAAAGAGCACUGUCAUGAUUUCAGACAUUGUAUGCCCAUGUGUCGUUACGGUAAAUUCUGCAUACGGUUUCAUGAUGAAAAACAUUUGCAAGAAGAAAAGCAUCCUUUUAAUCAACCAUGCCCAUUCACACCAUACUAUUGUCCUAAAUACAAUGAAUUCUCACAAGCCGCUGACAAGAAAUCAUUAAAAAUCGACGUCCAAAAACAUUGUUUACAAUUAUCUCAUGUCUGCGAAUGGGGUCGACUAUGCAAAGAUACAUCUGAGCAACACUCGAAAAGUACCAUACAUGUCCCACGUCAUAUGUGUCCAUACGAUAAUCGGUGUACGAAAACUAAUCAAGAUGACCACUUGAAUACGUUUUCGCAUACGGGUAUACUCGAUAUUCGCCCUAUGUGCGCUCACCGACGUGAUAUUUGUCGAAAUAAAGGGAAAUCUGAUCAUAUGAAACAAUUUCGACAUUAUGGAAACUAUGAUUUUAGCGGUGUUAUAAAUUAUUUUGGUCAAAACAAAUCGAUAGAUUUUGUUGAAAAUCAAAAACAUAUGAUGGAAGCUAUCAACAGCUAUUUUGAGCACAACAAAAUAACUCGUUCUGUACCGGAAGAAAUCGAGAGGUUUGUCAAAGCUUUACAACCAGUUCACCGUUGCUCAAAAGUUAUUUUCGAAUCGAUACUUGUUCAUGGUCAUGUAAUGUCUAGUAAGCAUAUGGAGCACUUAAAACAACCUAAGUUUGCUGCUCAAGCUGCCCAAGAACAUAGAGAUGUACGAACUAUUCUUGAUCGUCAUGGCGCUGCCCGAAGCUGUGCUAAAGAAUAUAUUCAAGCGAUCAUUGCAUUGGAGUACAGUAAAUACAGUAAAAAACAUCCGAUAAGUUUACCCAUGGAAGUACCUCCUAUUUCAUCAUCAAUGUUACGUUCCUCGAUAUUACCCACGUCCGAUUCUCAAGAAUCGAAUGAAACAAUACAGAAAACGGAAAGAUGUUUAAGAGCUAUAAUAGGAAAAAAAGAAAUUGAUACAAUUCGUCGAUGUGCAGUCGAUAUCGCCACUGCUUCAUGGAAUCUUCAUAACGCUCCAGCCGGUAUUCAAUAUGAAAAGGACAAACAGCUGGGUACAAAUAAGCAUGUUUUCGGUAUUCUCGGUCCACAUUGUGGGCACUAUUAUGGAGAUAUUGUUUUGGUGUUUAAAGCGGAAGUCAUGCUUCAUCCAGAUGCCAACUUUACCCAUCAAGCAGCAACAUCAUAUUUAAGUGGAAAAACGUAUUCUCAACGUCCGUGGGUGAGAGAUCCUGGCUCGGAUUCGAGAAAAAGAACAAUGUGCUUUCACCGAUCAAAAAUGCAUUGUUCUGUGUCGAACUAUGAACAUGUUGCGGCAGCAGAGCUCAUUGCUAUAACAAGUGAACACCAGAAGAAAUCGAGUAUUAAUUGCGACGAUAUUCUUCAUCGAUGGUUGAGCGUCGAUUCGCAUGAAGUAUUUGAAGCACAUUUGCCACAACUAAUCCCAUUGGAUUAUAUUGAAAAAGUGUAUAUUCCAGAAAGUUUAUUCUAUUCUUUAUCACAAAAAGCUCAAGAAUGUGCAAAAAGAACGUUCUGUCAUGGUUUGCAUUUAACGAACCAUCGGGUUGAUGUAUCACCAAACGACAUGCGUGCGUUAGAUAAGAAUCGUAUGAAAUAUCAAAAUUUCAUCAUCAAGGAGCUUGUCACAAACAUUGAAAAGCGAAUGAAACAUCCUACAUAUUUAUAUGGUACUCUCAUUACGCUUGUACCAACUAAAUUUACAGAUUACAUAGUUUUACCAAUAACUAUAAACAAAGCUUAUUAUCAGUACCGCCGAACUCAUAAAAAUCAUUCGAAUGCCGAUGAUAUCUACAUCUAUUGGCAAGCCAUGCAUGGUGACAUGAUUCUUGCAUUAUCAGAUGAACACAUUGAGUCAAAAAGAUCAGAAAAAAAUACUCAAUAUCUUGUGUGUUAUAUCGCACCACGACCAUCUCUGAAAACGGCGACAUAUUAUGAAGCAUAUUCAUACCUGAGCGACGAUGAUCCAUACAGACACAAAGUCAUUUUAGCCAGUAGUGAAUGUGUUGCCAAAUCAAAUACAUUCUACCGUGGUUGUAAUAGCGAAGAUUUUCUUACUUUUUGCCUCAAACUCGAUAAGAAAACAGGACAAGUUACACUUUCACACGCUGGAGCAAAUGGUAUUUAUUGCCAUAACACAAUUACGUAUCAAUUUUCUAAACAACAUCUCGAUUUAAACAAAUUAAGAUAUGUCCAUGUCAGUGCCAGAUCUCAGAAAGUGCCUAUUCGAAAUCUAGUUAUAACUUUUAAGCCGAUUUCCGAUCUUCAUCCAUCGUUCGACAAGAACUUUAGACCAGAAGGUGACGUUUCAUCUAAUGAUGCCCACUCACAUAGCCAUGAUAAACCACCACCACAUAGGUUCGACGGACCGUCUAGAGACGAAUCCCCAUCAUUUCUAAACAAAGCGGGUAAUGCGAUUAAAGGUGCCGUUGAUUAUCUCCGUCGUAACGAUAAAGAGCGAAAACCAUGCCCGGAAGCAGUCAACUGUUUACUACAAGGAUCAUCUGCACAUACAGAAGAAUUCUUUCAUCCUUGCAGAUAUGCUGAGUUAUGUAAUAACAAAGAUAAAGAACCUCAUUUAACGCAUGAAUCUCGGCGAGUUACACAAUGUCAGUUGAAUAUUUCAUGUUCAAAACUUGACAAUCCCGCCCAUCGAGCUGCAUACCGACAUGAUGGUUAUCCGGAUUUUCUCAUACCUUGCAGAGAUAGCUCAAAAUGCCAAGAUUCGACAUUCCAACAUCGAAAGAAAUAUUCACAUGGUGAAAAAAUUGAUCUGAAACUAGGAUAUAACGAUGAGAAAAAUUCGUCACAACCAUCGUCGGGAGGAGCAGAUCGCGCUACCGAAGAUCAAAUGUCUUCCUUUGGAGAGGGAGGACGGGAGAAUGUUCAAAAGAACCCUUGCCUUAACGAAUCAAACUGUCGUGCACAAAACGAUGGUCACCAUUAUUCCGGAUACUCACAUGAAAAUCGUCAACCCAUUCCAUGUCGAUAUGCAAAUAAUUGCAGAGAUAAAGACGAUCCGCAACACUCGGCCAAGUAUUCUCAUCCAAAUGAUCAUAGACCUUACGAUGCGUCUGCAUCUAACCAAGGGAAAAUACACUGCCGUCACGGAAAUGACUGUUGGGAUAAAAAUGAUCCGAAUCAUUGUUCUAAAUACUUCCAUCCAUCUGCUCGUGGCAGUGAAAAGAUUCAAUGUCGCUAUGGAAAUGAUUGUCGGGAUAAGAAUGAUCCUCGGCACUGUUCGAAGUACUCCCAUCCAUUUGCUCGUAGCAAUGAACAGAUUCAAUGUCGCUAUGGAAAUGAUUGUCGGGAUAAGAAUGAUCCUCGGCAUUGUGCGAAGUACUCCCAUCCUCAUCGUCGCUGA
Adineta ricciae is the source of this 6972-nucleotide messenger RNA. The record is from the annotation of a GenBank genome assembly. NCBI's taxonomy places the organism in Eukaryota, Metazoa, Rotifera, Eurotatoria, Adinetida, Adinetidae.